UUCAGAAGCGGAGAGGAUCACCACACAGAAAAACGCUGCGAUUGGCGAGAGAUUUUGUCGGAUUCGCAUCCCGACACAGUAGCUUGAUUUUCGGACGACGGUUUCCAGCGUCGAUCAUCGAUGAUUUCCCACGGUUGUCACGGUUUCCCAAUGGAUUAUUGCUAAUUUGCACCACGUCGACCCUGGAAAAUCGCGAGUAGUCGGAUACGUCAGCUCAAGAUCUGAAAGUGAGAUCACUCAAGAAGAUCGCCGUCACCGUGGACGGAGAUGAAGACACUGGAGGAGCCCCCGUACCUGACCGUGGGCACUGACGUGAGUGCGAAAUACAGAGGAGCGUUCUGUGAAGCCAAGAUUAAGACUGCCAAGAGACUGGUCAAAGCGAAGGUCACCUUCAAACCCGACUCGUCCACUGCCGAGGUGCAUGAUGAACACAUCAGAGGAGUUCUCAAGGUGGGUGCUGUGGUUGAAGCAAAGAACCAGGAUGGAAUCUACCAGGAGGCCACCAUCAACAAACUCACAGACGCGAGUUUGUACACUGUCGUGUUUAAUGACGGUGAUGAGAAGACCCUCCGGCGUUCCUCUCUCUGCCUGAAAGGAGCGCGACACUUCGCUGAGAGUGAGACUCUCGACCGGCUUCCUCUUACGAACCCUGAACACUUUGGCACGCCUGUCAUCGGCAAAAAAGGCAACCGUGGAGGCAGACGAUCCAAUCCUAUUCAAGAGGAAGAGUCAUCUUCAUCAUCCAGUGAAGAGGAGGAGGGUGAUCAGCAACAGAACGAAGAGCUUUACGGCAAGGUGGUGUGUGUGGAAGGAGUCGCCACCAGCGACAAAAAGAAAACCACAUGGUACCCUGCGCUGGUCACCUCUCCAGACUGUCAUGAAGAUGUAACAUUGAAGAAAGACAAUGUUUUUGUGCGCUCCUUCAAAGAUGGAAAAUUUUACACGGUUUUGCGAAAAGACAUCAGAGAGUUGGAUGAAGCGAAAGCUCCUAAAGCAGACGCAGGACUCAAACCAGUGUUAAAUGCCGCAUGGGAGUUCCAGCGCAAUGGUAACGUGCCCGACACAUGGAGGACGGAGGUGAAGGACGAAAGCUCCGGCAGUGAGGAAGAUGAAGAGGAAGAUGAGGAAGAACAGGAGGAAGAGGGCAGCAGCGAGGAGGAAGAGGAGGAGGUGGAGCCAUUCCCAGAGGAGAGAGAGAACUUCCUGCAACAGCUUUACAAAUUUAUGGAGGAUAGAGGAACUCCUAUAAAUAAGAAGCCUGUGCUGGGCUACAAGAAUCUGAAUCUAUUUAAACUCUACAGGCUGGUGCAUAAGCUUGGCGGUUUUGACAAUAUUGAGAGUGGAUCUGUGUGGAAGCAGGUGUAUCAGGAUCUGGGCAUCCCCGUGCUGAACUCUGCUGCUGGAUACAAUGUCAAAUGUGCCUACAGAAAGUACCUGUAUGGCUUUGAGGACUACUGCACUUCCACGGGAAUCACAUUCCGUAUGGAUUUGCCAUAUAAGACAGGUGAGAAGACGGGCUCUAAGAGCGAGGUGAAUGCAGAGGGAACAGCCAGCGGCGGUGACAGUGUCUCUUUAAGCACAGCCAGCACAGACAACCAGAAACCCCUCAAAGAACCAGAAACCUCGGACACACAAAAUGCGGUCAAGGAGGUGAAGACUGAAGCCACAGCACAGUGUGAAGAUAAAGUGGACAUCAACAGUGUAGAUGAGGAAGUUGAUAACCAUGCUGAUGAAGACGAGAAUGACAUGAACGAAGAUGCCCAGAAACAGGAGGGCAACGAGAGUGACUUGACUGCGGAGAGUACGGUCAUGGAGAAGGUGGAGGAGGAACCCUGUGAAGAACCGGACAACAGAGAUCUGUCAAGGGAUGACAGCAGUCAGGAGUGGGAGGAAGGGGAGGAGUUUGAGUGUUACCCUCCUGGGAUGAAGGUGCAGGUGAGGUAUGGGCGAGGCCGCAAUCAGAAGACGUACGAAGCCACUGUGAAAGAGUCAGACCUGGAGGGGGGAGAGGUGCUCUACCUGGUGCACUACUGUGGCUGGAAUGUCAGGUAUGACGAGUGGAUCAAAGCAGAUAAAAUUGUCAGACCAGCUAACAAGAAUGUCCCCAAAAUAAAGCAUCGCAAAAAAAUAAAGAAUAAAGCAGAACGAGAGAGAGACCGAAUAGAGAGACUGACAGACAGAGAAGAUUUUCCUCCCUCCAAAACUCGAAUCAGUAGAUUGUCCAAACCCAACUCUGGCAAUGAUGUUUUCUCAAAGUUGGAGUGUGGUGAAAAUGGACGCCAGCAGACACCAGUCGAGCCCAUAGAAAUCACAUCUAUUCUCAACGGUCUCCCUGCAUCCGAGAGCUCCUCAGAUGACAGUGAACGAGAGGAGGAUGGUGAAGCUGAUCACGAUGAAGAGGAUUGUCCAAGUGGACGACCAGGUCUUCGGAAAGGAGCUCUUCCAGAGCACCCGCGUACACCACAGCACUGGGAGAGUGGAAGCCCAUCGGAGGGCUUCAAAGCACCAGCCGUUGUGGACAACACCAAGGAACUGAACCCCCAGGACAACUCAGAACCAGGCAAAAAGGGGCAAUUUGAGGUUGAGGUGGAAGGCUCCAGCACCAGAAGGAAAAAAUCAGAAGCUCAAGGGGAACGUGCCUUGAAAAGCCCAGCAAAAAUCAAAACUAGAGACAGUAGAGGUGGAGAAUGGCUGCCCAGUAGUUCACCCAAAAAGCUUGAAGAAAGAAGCCCUGGAGAGGACAGAGGUGCUCAGUCAUGCAGCAGUUCUGAAGAUGAAGCAGAUCCUCCAAUGGAACCUCAGGCCAAGGUAGAGCCAAGAGGGCAUCCCAAAACCAAGGGCUCCCCAUCAAAGAAGUACAAUGGGCUAAAAGAAAAGAGUAAGGGUGGAUGUUCAGGAUACUGGGAGAUCCCUGAGAAAAGAGCCAAAAUGUCAGCAGGGAUAGAGGAGAGGACACCCAGUUGUCGUACCAAAGGCCAGAAGGACGUCUGGUCCAGUAUCCAGGUUCAGUGGCCCAAAAAGAUUCUGAAGGAGCUGUUUUCAGACUCAGACACUGAGGCUGCCAACUCCCCCCCACCUGCAGCGACUGCACCAGACGAGCCAUGCACCAAACCAGCACAAGACGAUGAGAUAGCUGAGGAACAGCAGGAGAAGAUUCAGGAGCAUCCCAGUAGCGGAACCAACUCGGUCCUCAACACGCCGCCUACUACACCCGAGUCACUCGCCAUGGGUGAGGGACCCGCUGAGGUUCUAGCAGAGAUUCCAGCACCCUCACCACUUUCUGAAUUGCCCGCCAGUCCUCAAACUGUUUCCUUACCAUCAGGACCUCUGGUUGAGGAGAGUGGAGGGGGUCGCAGCGAGUCGGACAGCAGCACAGUGGAGGUCGAGAGCUUGGGUGGAGAAAUCCAGGAAAUGCCUCAUGAAGAGGGGGCAGGUUCUCCCUCCAAGGCCUUUGAUGGUAACUUGUCCUGCAACAGUAACAGCAACUGUAGCCUAACUCUCAGCAACAGCAGUCAGCAAGAGAGCGAGCAGAAAGCCAAAGUGUCAUCCAGUCAGAAGAGGCACAAAGAGUCUCAAGGGGGCGGAGCUUCAAAGAAACACAAGCGCAGUCAUAAAAGCCUGAGCUUGCAUCCCAAAAAGAACCGCAAACCAGCUCACAGCAGUGACAGUGAAGACCAGUCUAUCAGCGAGAGCACUCCCAAAUCUCCAACAUCUAAGAGCAGCAGCAGCGACCUGAAAUCAGCCAUCUCACACAAGUGCUCUGGUCGAACGCCCCCCUCAGGCCACAAAUACCACAAGCACGGAGACCCUGAGCAUUCCCACAGCAGAGAGCAGCACGGGAGGACCAAGUGGACUUUUCAGAUGUCUGACCUGGAAAAGAUGAGCAGUCUGGAGCGGAUAGCAUUCCUUCAGGAGAAGCUGCAGGACAUCAGGAAUCACUACCUCUCGCUCAAAUCUGAGGUGGCCUCCAUUGACAGGAGACGAAAGCGCAUGAAGAAGAAAGAGCGAGAGACAGGUGGGACAGCAGCAUCAUCGUCAUCAUCUUCACCGUCCUCAUCCUCACUGACGGCCGCUGUCAUGCUAACGUUGGCCGACCCAGCGGUUUCAGGCGCUUCACAGAACUCUGGUGUUUCCGUGGAGUGCAGGUGACACGAGUCGAACGCCACCCAGCAGCACAAGAGCACUUAACCAGCACCCGACCCGGCUCAGUCCGGUUUCAGCCCGUCCCUGCACUAUCAAAAGACAAACAAAAAAACGGGCCACAAAAAUGACCGAAACAAUAGCCACCAGAUGACAGCAACAAGCACUAUUUUAUAUCAACAACUGUUUCCUUGGCAAGCUAAUUGCACUCAAGUGCACUUUUUUCCUGGAUUGGGUGGGUCGGGUUUAUUUAGAUUUUUACAAAACAACCCCUUUAUUGUAUGAUCAUGAAUUAUGUCCAUAAUGAUGAAAUAUUCUAUUCUGUCUUUGAAUAUUAAUUCAGUGAACUACAGUGAUUGAUGACUGUAAAACAUAUUCAAUUCUGCACUGUUACCUUUUACAAAGUCAUGCAAGAAGACUUCACCCCUUCCACCCCAUCGCCACGGUCAGUGUCCCCUCCCCAUUGAUCCAUAAGCAGUUUGAGCCGGGCAGUUGAGUUUAUAAAUGAGGAAAUUCACUGACAGCCAUUUAACAGGUGAAAGUCAAUAGAUGCUGCAGUGCCUUAAAGUUCAGCUCUUUGGGGCACUCGUGUGGAAUGCUGGGAAAAGUCAGUGCGGGAUAACGUAUAAGUGGAGGGGUCGAUGUAUGUUUCAUAAGCUAAAUGAAUUCAUUCAAAUUAAAUACCUAAACAGGUACCACACACAGAGUGAAUCUCACUAAAUCUCUCAAGAACACAUCUGGGUUAUAAUUUGCCCCAAAAUCAAAAGAAAGAAAUUCAAAAAUUGCUUGAGAAACACUUAAAGAAAUUAAGCCUUUAUAGGACCAGUACGAUUUUUUGCAUUGUGAUAUUAUUUUCGUGUAGGCCAAGGCGUACUUCAGUUUUCAGCGCGCUGGUACGUCCCGUGCACAGUACGCAUGACACUUUGCGUCAUCGGCACAGUACGCGUGGACUGUCCGCUUGCAGCCUGGUUUUUCUUGACACGUGAAAUCCGCAUCAUUGCGCGUCGAACGCAUUUGCGGUCUAAGAUUGAGACAUUAAGUAUACCCUAACUUUCACACUUAAACAUUUCUCACCCAGUUCUCAUUACUUUUGCUUAAAUAUUCUUUUUCUUAUUACUGCAAUGCGAAAAUAAUAAAAUUACUUGAAAUCUGAAGUAAUUAUACGUCAUGGUAGUAUUUGUAGUAGUUAUUGUACUGCAUUUAUUUUACAUUUUAUUUAGGUUUAAAUAAAUUAUAUAUAUAUAUAUAUAUAUAUAUAUAUAUAUAUAUAUAUAUAUAUAUAUAUAUAUACACUGUUAUUCUGUAAUUUAGUUAAAAACAUAUAUAGAGUUUAUUGGGUGAUUCUCAUGAAACCGAUCAAGAAAAUGUCCUAGUCAUAUUUAAGAAAAUGAAUAAAAAUACAGGAUAUUAUCUUUUUUAUUUUAGUUUUUUUUCUGGCCAUUCUCCGUUGACCUCUCUCAUCAACAAGUGUUUCUGUCCACAGAACUGCCGCUCACUGGAUGUUUUUUUGUUUUUGGCACCAUUCGGAGUAAAUUCUAGAGACUGUUGUGUGUGAAAAUCCCAGAAAUACUCAAACCCGCCCAUCUGGCACCAACAAUCAUGACACGGUCCAAAUCACUGAGAUCACAUUUUUUCCCCAUUCUGAUGGUUGAUGUGAACAUUAACUGAAGCUCCUGACCCGUAUCUGCAUGAUUUUAUACAUUACACUGCUGCCACAUGAUUGGCGUAAAUACGUAGGUGUACAGGUGUUCCCAAUAAAGUGCUCGGUUAGGGUGUAUGUAUGUAUGUGUGUAUGUAUAUAUAUUAUUUAUUAUUAUUAUUAUUAUUAUUUUAACAGUGUUAAUGUGACCUGGACAAGUUUUCAUGAGAAUCACCCCACAUUGUCGGUUCAGAAACAACGCCUUAUGCAUUUUAAAUCCAAGAUUUGUUUAGUGUCCUUUUUAAUAAUUUAAGAAAGACUUAUGAAAGAUACAUUAUCACCCUUCAUCUUAAUUGUUACAUGCUUGACCCCACUUGAUGAAAGACUGAAGGAGGCGUGCAUGAGCGCAUGAGUGAAUGAGUCGGGCCAAGGGAUAUUGAGCGAAAGUACUGAUUUUUGUCUAAAGUUAGCGUUCAGUAUCUCUGAAGUUGAAAUGUAUUAUGAUUGUUGACAAUUUCAGAAUUGAUGAGUUUUUCUGGCAGCCAGGAUGCUAAAUGUAUUUUACUACUGAAAUAUAUCCAGACCCUGUGGGUGGGGUUUUAAUGGUUAAAGGAAAAGCUCACCCAAAAAUGAAAAACUCACCCUGAUGUCGUUCCAAACCCUUAUGCAGUUGUUGUUGCUGUUGUUGUUUUCCCGUGGAGCACAAUUAGAAUUUUUGAAGAAUCGACACAAGUUGUAUAAACAGCUUUUAUGGUGUAACUAUAAACUGUUGUCAUGUAAAAGAGCAAACAGGUUUGGAAAGACGUGAGGGUGUGUCAUUUAUUUUUUUGAGUGAACUAUCCCUUUAAAGUGGCAGUAUUGAGAAGUGCAAUGUCAGUACACAGCAGAUUCGUCUGUAAUCAUGUGCAAUGACAGAAACGGAUCUGUUCUGUACGUAGCCUUUGUGUCUGUGUCUUCAUUUUCCAUUUCCCCCUUGUCGUUCUUUUGCAAUGCCAUAAAUGUAGGACGUCAACUGAAUGAAGCACUUCAUUGCCACUGUGGAAAAAACAGUCCAUUGUGUGAUGGUUUAUACACAUGUAGUAAUGGGCGAUUUGUGAUGUAUUAAAAGAAACCAAGAAAAGCUAAGAAAACCAAGGAACAUCAUCCUAUGAUUUUACAUCUGUAAUCAGCACAUUGUGUACUGAAAGUUUAAUGUCCGUGCUCUGUUUAAAGGUGGCUCGUUGCUCUUUACGGAACACACUUUCAUUAUCCUUUGAAAAUGUCAACGCUCUCAUUUCUUAACCUUUAUGCUUUCAUUCUGCGCACUCUGACCAAGAGAAAGGGUUACGAUGAUGAAAAUGUGCAUUUAUGAUGAAAAGAUAUAUGUACCCGUACAAUGCUGAAGACAUACACAGAGUUUCCUUUGUAUAGACACCCUAUUGUAUCAUAACCUGAAGGUGUGUACCGUUCGGUACUUGUAUGCCUUUGUUAUACAUUUGUAUAUUGAGAAGUGUGUUUUGAGUCAAGCUAUUUAAUAUCUUGCACUGUUAAUACCAUGUAUGUUUCUGUACAGUUUUACUGUUUUACCUGUAGUGUCUGUGUAUGUUUUUUGAAGGCAAAAGCAUGUCCAUUUUCUCAAAAGUUCUUUUUGUGUUUCGUUCUAGCGUAGGACACUUAAGUAGGAUUAGUUUUGAUUCAGCUUUUCAUCCUUUUUUUUUUCUUCCUCGUCUUUUGUGUAUUUCCGUUAAACUGUGCUCGUACUAGGCUUUUGUUUUUUUUUUUAUAAAGUGGAAUUUUCCAAUCUGUACAUGGACUGUAAAGUUUUAUGGAUCUUUACAAUGAGAUGAGAUCUGAGAUGUUUGUAAACGAGAGAGAGAGAGACUGACAAAGCUUAACGGAAAGUUCUAUCAUAUUUAUUAGGCUCAUCAGAUGAUGGACAGUGUGUAAUUUAUUGUACAAAUGUAAGCAGAAAAGCCUUUGAAAUAAAUGCCAUAGUUUGUGA
Myxocyprinus asiaticus (Chinese sucker) is the source of this 7760-nucleotide messenger RNA. RefSeq names its product AT-rich interactive domain-containing protein 4B-like. NCBI's taxonomy places the organism in Eukaryota, Metazoa, Chordata, Actinopteri, Cypriniformes, Catostomidae. Gene Ontology annotation, molecular function: transcription cis-regulatory region binding. The record is from RefSeq and is a predicted model, not a curated record. The transcript is spliced from 24 exons. Gene Ontology annotation, cellular component: nucleus. Gene Ontology annotation, biological process: regulation of transcription by RNA polymerase II. The coding region runs from base 268 to 4149 and encodes 1293 amino acids.